CUCAGCUCGGGGGCGGCCCCCGCGCCCGACGCCGGCUCGCCGGCGGCCGGGCCGGGGAGCGACGAAACCAGAUCGGGCCGCGACCUGACCGGCCCCCAACGCGACGUGACCGCACGCGACGGGCCGCCGCUGCCGCGCGCGCGCUGGGGCCCGGCGCGGCGCCCGCUCGACCUCUCGCUGGCGCGGCACGAGGACCUCGCCACGCGCGCCGAGGCCGAGCUGCGCCGCCUGCUCGUCACCGACAACUACGACUCCGUCAGCAACUUCAUCUCGCUGUACGAGGCGUUCGAGCGCGGCGGCGACCCGCUGUACCAGGUGUACGAGCGAUACGCGCCUCCCAUCCGCCCGCGCAAGCACACCUGCGUGGGACUGGGGCUCGAGCUGGUGCGGCGCUGGCGAGCCCUAGAGCGGGAGUUCGGCGGCAUCACACGCGCCACAGCGCUGCUGUCGUGCGAGGAAGCCGUGGUGAACAUACGCGAGUAUGUCACGUGCGGGGAUGGCCCGGCCGCUGUGCUCGCUGCAGAGAAGGAGCAUGUCAUGGUGGGCAUCCAAAUCCGCGUGGACGGUCGGCCCGGCGUCAUGCUGGCCGACCCAGGCUACCACGUGCCGAGAAUAGUCACUGUCAUGCAAGAUAGGAACUAUCCUCAUACUGGUUGGUUCGUGCAGUCGGACGAGCCGCAGUGUCGCAAGGAGUAUAGCUACACGUUCAGCGUGUUGAACGCGGGCUACAUCGAGUGGCACGAGCGGGAGACGCGCGGGGAGACUGUCAAGAGCCAGACAUCGCUGGUGUACGCCGCGAGACCAUACCUCGAUGGUGUCAACGUCACUGAGAGGAGGAACCUCGUCUACAACUUUAGGAGUCUUCUCUCCCGCGACGCGAAGGGUCACCUGAUAGCCGGCCUGUACUUCCCAGUGGGGGCGACCCUCAAGGAUGCGCAGUUCACGCUCUUCCUCAACAACGGACCUGAUAAGCGGAAAACUAAGUACAAGUUCAGCACCUUCGCUGAUCCACUAAACAUUCCAGAAGAUAUAUCGGAGGAGAUUCAGCUUUGCAAUGCCAAGAUGAACUACAAGCAGGGCGAGCUACUGUCUAUCAUUUGCCAGCUCGCCCAGGUCAUGUCCAACCAGGCCUUCAUCGACCAGAUGUUGGAGAUCAACGAGGACAUCUGCCGCAUGUGUCUCUGACAACAAGAUGGCGUCCACGACAAAAUGGCGGACGCCACUGACGCAGGCAGCAAAGCCGAAACAACAUUAAAAACCCCCUAAUCUUUAUUAUUUAUCCAUUUAAUUCGUAAUUUUGUAUACUUUUCGUUUUUGGAUUUGAUUUAUUAUUUGGGUAAUGGUAUUUUUUUUUAUUUCUCGUAGUUGUUAAGAUUACGUUAAAAUUAAUAACGAUUAAUUUGGAAUUGGGUUUUUGGAUUUUUUAUACAUUUAAUUGCUUAACUUCUUAAUAAACCUUUAUUAUUUGA
Messenger RNA from Helicoverpa armigera (cotton bollworm), 1469 nucleotides. RefSeq lists its product as uncharacterized. The record is from RefSeq and is a predicted model, not a curated record. The annotation marks the transcript as partial. The transcript has 4 exons. Lineage: Eukaryota; Metazoa; Arthropoda; Insecta; Lepidoptera; Noctuidae.